GAUAAAUUCAAUAUAUAUAUAUAUCUGCGUCAUAAAGGAAUUUAUUAAACAGUCAAUUGGAUCAUGGGGAAUCUGUUCGCUUCAUUAUUUUCAUCACUGUUUGGACAAAAGGAGCGUCGAAUUCUUAUUCUGGGUUUGGACGGUGCUGGGAAAACUACAAUUCUAUAUAGGUUACAAGUUGGAGAAGUAGUCACAACAAUUCCUACAAUCGGUUUCAAUGUAGAAACAGUUGUUUACAAGAAUCUCAAAUUUCAAGUCUGGGAUUUGGGCGGUCAGACGAGCAUUCGUCCCUAUUGGAGAUGUUAUUACAGCAACACAGACGCUAUAAUAUAUGUUGUGGAUAGCGUUGAUCGAGAACGAAUCGGCAUAUCAAAACAAGAAUUAAUAAGUAUGCUGGAAGAAGAAGAAUUGAAAAAAUCACUGCUGUUAGUAUUUGCCAAUAAACAAGACUGUGAACAAGCUAUGUCACCGGCAGAGAUUGCACAAGAGCUCGGACUUUCUAAACUGAGAGAUAGGAAAUGGCAAAUUUUCAAAACAUCCGCAUUAAAAAAUAUUGGACUAGACACAGCAAUGGAAUGGCUUGUGUCUACGCUUCAAUCAAAUUAGGAAUAUCUAUUUAAUAUAAUUUUCUUCAAUAUAUUAGCUUAUAUAAAAAAGCUAAUGAAUUAAUGCUGUGCUAGUUAGAUCACAAUCCGCAACAGUCGGACCAAUAUA
This is a messenger RNA of Styela clava, 714 nucleotides long. Its product is annotated as ADP-ribosylation factor-like protein 1. NCBI's taxonomy places the organism in Eukaryota, Metazoa, Chordata, Ascidiacea, Stolidobranchia, Styelidae. Gene Ontology annotation, molecular function: GTPase activity; GTP binding. The record is from RefSeq and is a predicted model, not a curated record.